Molecule: messenger RNA, 32082 nt
Organism: Pelobates cultripes (western spadefoot toad)
Lineage: Eukaryota; Metazoa; Chordata; Amphibia; Anura; Pelobatidae
Source: the annotation of a GenBank genome assembly
AGGCAGUGCUGUAACGGUCUGGCCGCACAGUGAGCAGUUGGUCGCUGGGGGGAAUCACAACGUGGGCUCAUACAGGGAAUUAUAGGUCGUUUAUAGCCACCGGGAAUAAGCUGCAGAAAUGGCAUCUGAAGCACUGAAGGUGAGCAGAGAGAGAGAGAGAGACCCUGAUACUGAAUUGUUAUUGGGGGUCUUCUCCCCCUGUGUCUUUAUCAUUAUGGAUUGUUAGCAAAAAAAAAAUCAUAAUUAAAAUUUUUAGUCCCAAGUAGCCGAUUUGAAAAGUUGGGUGACUUGAUGAAAAUGUGGGUGACUCCAAUUCUGUUAUUUUAGCCUAUUAAUUAAAAUUCACCCUUUAGUAUACAUCCCUCUGGCACAGAAAUAAUGCAAUGUAUUAACAUGCGAUACUUAUUGUCAAGUGAUCUGUUUUUUUUUUUUUGCUUUGCUACUUUAAGGCUGGCAAUGCAUGGUGGGCAGCUGAAUAUCUACAGCAUGUUUAAAAUGUAUAUUUCACGUUUACCAGCAUCUGCAUCUAGCCUUAGAGGGAUCUGAUUUCUAAACUUUUAAGUCUUUAUUAAAAUUGCUAGUCCUAUGUGACUUGUUAAUUUUGUAAUCCGUAUGUUGUAGGAAAUGUGCCAUGGGCUGUGUUUACUUUUGUAUUGGUAGAGGAAAUAAAGGUUUGCAAGGCUUAUGAGCAAAAAACCACUAUCCCCACCUCCUGGUUAUAAAGGAAUAUGGCAAAAAGACCUCUUCCUGUUUGUAAUCACUCUGUAAAUUUAAAUGUGAAAUCUUCAGAUAAGAUCAGGCUUCAGUAACUGUUAUCAACUGUUACACCCUGAUGUAUAUUUUCAUUAAGAGAGAUCUGCUUGUAUAGAACAUGCAUUGUCUAUAAUUUGUUUAACAGACAGUGGACAUCCAUGUGACUCUGAAAAAUACUCUAACUCUUAAGACGUUGUUUUCUAAUGUGUAAUAUAAUCUUGCUAUCAGUUUGUUUAAAAGUUCUAUAAAGAUUAUGGGGAUGGAUUUAAAUGAUAGGAGUGGUUUGAGAUGUGGUGUUUAUAAGUUUCAAUCAUCUUACUUUUUUAAAGUUGCCUUCUUUAGUGGGUUAGUCUGUAGCUAGAGUCACACAUCCUCUGCACUAGGAAGGGUCUAUACAAUCUGUGUACAAAGCAAAAUUGUUAAAUGAGAAGCUAUGGAUUUGUACGUAAAGGGUCACUAAAGUUUACUUUAUCUGUGAAGUGGUUCUGUUAUUUUAACCUCUAAUGGUAAAACAUUGCCAUUAUGAAGAAAGGGCAAUGUUUAUGUUGAAGGGUUAGAGUGACGCUGUCACCACCUUCUGCAAAAUGAGUGUUUAAAAAAGAUAAACUCUUUAUGAAGUACUCAUAUUGACUGUUUUGCAAUUUGAAAGUCCAGAUCAGUCGAGAUAUAGAGACAAAGUAGGGAAUACUUUGAGUAUUUUUGUUACACCUGACAUUUCUUGAACCUGGGCGAAGCUACCGCCGUCAAGGACAACAGUCAAUCCCCCAGUCGUCACAGACUGCUGCAGGGUAUUGGCUCUGUCUAUGGAGGGUCUCACGGUACCCUCUUUAAACCUCAAUGCUGUACUCCCCUUGCUGCUCAAGGAUACUGCAGUUACAUUGCUAUUGGCAGAAUAGGACUGGCCGGGGAGACAGCGACGCCUGCAAGGGACAGAUUCAGUUGGGUUAACCUCGUCUUUGUCUGCCCCCAGUAGCGAUAUCACCAUUGGAGGGUCUUUGCAAAUCCUACUGUGACAGUGCUGCUUUAAACACAACUCUUGUGGAUGUCAUACUGACAGCCCCUAGAAGUGCUUCUGCUGCACUGACAUUAAAAGUGUUACGCAAAAGCUUGUAGGAAAGUAUUGUAUUUAUUGCUUUCCUAUGAGUAUUGGCUGAAUUCAGCGCUCUCCUCACAUGCUCCUCAGGUUCUCAAUGCUCCUCUGAGGAUCAUUGGUUUGAACAAUCGCUGGAGGAGGCCAUGUCACAGGAGGGUGGGCAGUUGAGUAGAGUUAAAGAGUCUUGGCACUGGUAAAAGGUGCAUGAAACCUUUAUUUUGCUAAAGGGGGAGUAGGGGGGCCGGGCACACUAUGGUGUUCAGAAUACAGGUCUGUGUUCCUAACGCUAUAUAGUGUUCCUUUAUGUUGGCCUGAUGCGGUCACCUGUAAGUGCCAACGUUCCUAAAUCUUCAACCCCUGUCACUUUAUCCGCCAGGAGCCCAUGUCAGUGCAACACUCAUGUCUAUGGACAAUGGAUUGUCCAUAGACAGAUAAAGUGUGUGUGUAUAUGUAUGUAUGUGUGUGUGUGUGUGUGUGUGUAUAUAUAUAUAUAUAUAUAUAUAUAUAUAUAUAUUCUGUAUAUGUAUGUGUAUAUAUAUAUAUAUAUUCAUAUUCGUGAUAAGCUAGACAAUGUCUUGGGCUAUUGCUGUCAAGUGACAUUUGACAGCAGAAGCCCUACCUUUUGUGAACUUGAGUAUUAAUCAUAAGACAAAAUAGCCCCUCCUUGUCUUAUAUCUUUAUAAAAUGCUGAGAUUUAGAGAGGUGGGGCUUAUAGAGCCACUUUAUAAUCAGUUGACUUGGCAGCUUUACUUGUUUGUCUUUUUCUGUCAAGAGUUGAUAUGUGAAAGCAACCCUCCAAGCACCAAAACCACUACAAACCAUGCAGGGCCAUCACUCUCAGCCAAUGAGCUAAGCCUGGCUCUCAGGAUGUGACCGGCUGUUCUGGUUAUGGUGCUUGGAGUGUUCCUUUUAAAUUUGAGGAAUUUGUUUUUUUGUAUUUACUCAAAAAUCUGGUUUACAGUGUCUGUUGAUUUCUGCAAUUAUCCUUACUAUUUUACGUUCUUUCGUUUCAGCCACUUGAGAACCAGUCUUUGGAAAACAUAAAGAAAAGUGAUGGCAAGAGACUUUCUAUUGAGAGGGUCUAUCAAAAGAAGACUCAGCUGGAGCACAUAUUGCUCCGUCCAGAUACCUACAUUGGUUCUGUAGAGCCAGUUACUCAGGUAACGAAUUCACCAUAAAUGUGUAACUAUAACUCCCUUAGAGAGUAAUUGUGAUUGGACACUUUUUUAAAUUUUUCUCCUUUGAAACAUAAUAUACAAUUGAUAAACUUUAAAGUCCCACUGCAUGUGCCAUAACAUCUAUGAAAUUAAGUUGGUUUCAGGAGGUCCCUGGCACUUCCUUAAACAUAAGAUGUACAUACCUUUUUUGGAAGAAUAAGAAGCAGCCGAUUGUCUUAGAGCAUCAGCUGAUCUCCCAGCCAAUAAGUGGCACCCCUGCCUGUUGACAAUCACUGCUUCCUGGAUCUGAAUUUCAGUAACUGGAUAUUGUUGUGUGGACAGUGAGGAGUUCUGGUGCCCAGAGUGUUCCUUUGAAGAUUUUUGACAUGUCCAAUGAUCUGUUUACGUCCAAAGCUGACUAUAUUUAGAGUAUCAGUCAUUUUACUGUUCACUAAUCCUGAUCUUAUUUUACUUCUUUUAUUUUUUUUAUCUUUCAGCAAAUGUGGGUAUUUGAUGAAGGGGAAGGACUGGUCUGCAGAGACAUUACAUUUGUCCCUGGCUUGUAUAAAAUCUUUGAUGAAAUUUUGGGUUAGUAUAUUCAGUAUCCAUAGAAAAAUUCUUCUUUGCACUCCUUCUCACGUACAAAUAUAUUUGCUUAUGUUGCAGCAUUAUUGUGCAGGACUCAUAGCAUGAAUCUGCUGAUAAAUUAAUAUGCACAUAUGCUUACGCUUGCUGACAUGGCGGUCAGUUUUUUGUUGUUGGCAUCUGAAGCCCAUCAAAUAAAUGUCAAUUUUCUGUCACUGCAGUAAAUGCCGCAGAUAACAAGCAAAGGGACUCGAAGAUGUCUUGCAUCAAAAUCACAAUUGAUCCGUAAGUAACUAAAGUUUUGUACGCUUGUGCUCUGCACCCUGAAAUAGUGUAAUCUUAUCCAGCCCUAAGUGAUGCCCUGCUUUAUUUAUUUAAACAGUGAGAAUAAUAAAAUCAGCGUGUGGAAUAACGGGAAAGGUAUUCCCGUUGUGGAGCACAAGGUGGAGAAAGUCUAUGUUCCUGCCCUUAUUUUUGGACAGCUGUUGACUUCCAGUAACUAUGAUGAUGACCAGAAGAAAGUAACAGGUAUGUUAUCAGCUGGUUUUAUCUGAUGUGAACUUAAUUUUAAUGGACCCAGAGAUGCAGGCUACAAUAUAUUUACAUUUUUCUCCUCUCCUUCCUAGGUGGGCGUAAUGGUUAUGGUGCCAAACUGUGUAACAUUUUCAGUACCAAGUUUACAGUGGAAACUGCUUGCAAAGAGUACAAGAAAGUGUUUAAACAGGUGCGUUUUCUAAACACACACACACACACAAAUAUAUAUUUAUGUUCUUUUUAAUUACAGAAGAUGCAUGCUAGCGUAACGGCCAACUAUAUACCUUGGCAAGUUUCUUGUAGGACUCAUUAAUGUUUGAACACACUUGCCUUAACCACUGAGUUUUUCUAUUUUUACUUUUUGAUCUUGUGCAAGUUAAUGUUGUAUCGCUAAGAUAGUUUGCUCAAUUCUCCGAUUGUAGAAGUCCACCUUAUAUUUCUAGUAUUUAUGAAAAGGGUGUUAAGUGACACUUUAAUGCAUUACCUACAUGUGUAUCUAGCUAAUAGCAUGUGACUUAAUUCAUAAUAUGAGUUUAUAAUAAAAAAGGUAUUGUGUGAAAAAUGUAGCACAACCAGUAGAUUUUAGUCUAUUAGUAUUGAGUACAAACAAGGGUGUAAUGCAAAAAAAAUCAUAGUUUGGAAAAAGGUGUGUGGGGUGUCUCUCUUAUCUUUUGAAGACUUUAAUUUCUGAAAACUGUAUUCUUUUAAUAGUCCUGGUCUGACAACAUGUCAAAAGCUGGUGAGUCAAAGAUCAAAGCUUUCGAUGGAGAAGAUUACACCUGUAUCACUUUCCAACCAGAUCUGAGCAAAUUCAAGAUGGAGAUUUUGGACAAGGAUAUUGUUGCCUUAAUGUCUCGAAGAGCUUAUGACGUUGCUGGAUCUAGCAAGGGUGUGAAGGUCUUUCUGAAUGGGAACAGACUUCCUGUAAGUGAUAGGAGUAAGGAAUUCCAACUCUACCUCCUCAUAUUCGAAUGGUGGAGUGCAGCAUUGCCACAAAUACUUUAGGUUUGCCAUAGGUUUUGAUUUUAACACUAAUAUAAGCCUACAUAUCUAUAGUAUCUCACAAAAAUGAGUACACCCUCACAUUUUUGUAAAUGUUUUAUUAUAUCGUUUCUUGUGUUUACACUCCAUACCCCGUUCCCAAAAUGACAAUAGCCGCUCUCUCUCCCCGCCCCCUAUUUCGGCAUGGGGUUCCAUGACAUGAAUGUGCUACAAUAGAAGGCCCCAGUAAUUACCUUGACACAGUUGCUUCUUUUCAAUUGGCCUUUCUCAGUGCACUGCAGAACUAUUUUUUAUUUAUUUUUUUAAAAAAUUUUUUAGCAGGUAUGAGCUGUGUAUUUUGUGGAUGGGCCUUACUCUGAUUUGUACAAAUAUAAAAUUUUAUUUUUUCUUCUUUUUUUUUUUUUUUGCUUACUAGGUGUCUGGUUUCCGUAGCUAUGUGGAUAUGUACACCAAGGAUAAGUUGGAUGAAACAGGGAACCCUUUGAAAAUUCUACAUGAGGUUGUGAACGAUCGCUGGGAAGUGUGUUUGAGCAUGAGUGAAAAAGGCUUCCAGCAAAUCAGCUUUGUCAACAGCAUUGCUACCACCAAAGUAAGUUUCUUGGUUUCUAUAAAUGUUAAACUUUUCUGCCAGCCUGCGUGUUGUCUGGAAACUACAUGGAGCAUUCAGGUCAACAGUGCAUGGGCUACUAGCACUGUGCUCCUCCGAUUUAAAUGGCGGUUAACUUGUGAGGACACCGCUAACUCUGUUCUCACAAUGAAAGCACCUACAGUAACUAUCAGGACCACAACCACAAGAGGUGUAUCUGACUCUGCAAUGUACGCAUAUCUGCUAAAACUAAAGGACUACUGCACAUACAACUUCGUUGAGAUAUGAAGUUGUCUAGCUGCUUUUAGUGGCUCCUUAACACUUGGUAUAAUCCAUGUGCUUUCUUAUGUUUAGUCUAACUUACGAAGAAUAUUCACACACAAACUGUGGUUUGGAGAGCUAAAUAACUGUUAUGAUGGUUUUGAUGUGCUUCUAGUCUGUGUAGAAUUUAGUCCUCCAGCAGAGAGAGAAUUCACGAUGCAUGUUUUGUUCCUACUGUAUAAUAGUUGUAUUUAUUUAUGUAUGUAUUUUCCCUACAGGGUGGUAGACACGUUGACUAUGUUGCUGAUCAGAUUGUAACCAAACUUAUUGAGGUUGUGAAAAAGAAGAAUAAGGGUGGUAUCAGUGUGAAGCCUUUCCAGGUAUGUAAUUCUCCUGUCAAAUGGUCAUUAAUAUCUACAAUGAAGCCAUUUAGCCAAUAUGGUGCCAGAUCUUUAACUGUUAUUUUUUUUGAGCAAUACAGGUCAGAAACUCUUUUAGGGUAUAGUCCCAAUUUGAACUACAGAAUAUAAAGUUUUACUUGCCAUACUAUGCAUACUAAACUCUGUGCAAUUGGCAAUAUCCUGAAUUCUAUAUGCAUAUUUUACAAUCCCAGAUCCGGUUUAUUUUAAAUUCAUUGUAUACAAGUAAAAUGACAGAAUCUCUGCUUAAUAGCUGGUCAUGUGUAAUUAAGAAAAACCUCCAGGUUCUGCUGUUUUAAAAUCUUAAUACCAUUUUAGAACAGCUAUAUUAAUCUGGCCACAAUAAACUGCCCACACUAAAUUCACUGUAGUAGCAGUGCAUUUUCCAGUGGAGUGGGGACUCUUCCUACACUUUGUAGAGUAUAAGGUAUGGUGUGUUUAAUUUUACAACUGGCAAAAAUCUAUCUGAGCUGAUAUAACAAUUGGGUGAUUUGCCACUGUGAAAAAGACAAAGAACCUUGCACUAAUUAUAUGUUUUUUUUUUUUUUUUUACCCACAGAUUAAGAAUCACAUGUGGAUCUUCGUUAAUGCCUUGAUUGAGAAUCCAACAUUUGACUCUCAGACAAAGGAGAACAUGACUUUGCAGUCAAAAAGCUUUGGGUCUAAAUGCACAUUGUCUGAGAAAUUUUUUAAAGCUGUGAGUAUCUUUUGACAACUGUCACAGACUGUAUAUUACAUUUAUUGUUCCAUUUGGGCAAGGAAAAAUAUCAAAUUGGUUUGCUUUAAACUGAGCAUGUCACAACAGGUACACAAUUGCUGGCAUUGCCUUCAGCAAUCAAUUGAAUAUAUAUAUUUAUAUUUUUAUUUAAUUUUUUUGUCAUGAUGGUGGUGGUUCCUUUCUAAUUAUCCCAAGCUGGACCACUGAAGCAAUUGUGGUGUAUUUUUGUUGAUGUCUAAUUAGCACUGCAACUCACAUGUUGUGAAUUACUUCUACCUUAGGCAAGCUCGUGUGGAAUUGUUGAAAGCAUCUUGAACUGGGUUAAGUUCAAAGCACAGACUAUGCUGAAUAAGAAAUGUUCUGCAGUGAAGCACACUAAGAUCAAGGGAGUUCCAAAACUGGAUGAUGCAAACGAUGCAGGUAAUUGAUCCCCUAGAUUUGGAGUCCUUGUCGUUCUUCCGACUUCUUUUUAGAACUUUGGUGUCAACAUUUUGGGAAAAGAUGCUGCAAUUACUGUUUAUAUAGCGCACAACCUGUUUUUUUUUUGGUUGUUUUUUUAAAUCACACUUUUACAAUUUAUUUUUUUGCAGGUAGCAAGCACUCCUUGGCUUGUACAUUGAUCCUUACAGAAGGGGACUCGGCCAAGACAUUGGCUGUGUCUGGCCUUGGUGUGGUUGGUAGAGACCGGUAUGGAGUGUUCCCACUUAGAGGCAAACUGCUCAACGUUCGAGAAGCUUCACACAAACAGGUAGGUUAUCUGUAAAUUGGCGUGUUACUAGUGAAAUAAAGAACUGUCAAUCAAAAUGAUGGCUUUUUUCUUUGUGCAGUAAGAAGCAAGCACAUUUUCUUCAAUUCUGUUUUAAUAUUGUAAUCGUUUAGUUUAAUAGGCUUAAAAUUUGCAUUAGAAAAUUCUCAUAAUCCCAUACUUCAGUGAAACGGUCAGCAAUAAUGCAUUCAUUAGGAUUGUAAGUUGCCCACGUUAUGUUCUCACUAAGUUAGGCUCCUUUGGAUAACACGUGUGAACUGCAGAGAUUUAGGCAUUUUAUAUUGUCAGGCUUGUGAUCGCAUAUUGCAUGUUUUCAGUAACCAGAUCUUGCACGCAGGGUCCCUGUUGAAGGUUUACUGUUAGGAGCAUGCUGCAGAAAUAAGGAAUUCUGGGAACAUUAAAUAUAAAAUCCAAAUCUUAGUCAAAAAGCACCCGAAGCAGGGUGAUGAGCACCAUUCUCUUUCAGAGAGCAUUUUAGAUGCGGUAUAGCUGCUAAAAUGUCUUAUAACUAAAUCCCUAAUAAGCUUUGGAAGUUGUAUCCAUGUGCUAGCAAAGCAUUAUGGGAUUUGCAGUUACCUGGCUAUCAUGGCUUGAGAUGCUAUAGGAUUCCAGUGAUUUGUUGAUUGUAGUUUACAUAGCUUGUUCUUGUUUUGUCUUGCAGAUUAUGGAGAAUGCAGAAAUAAACAACGUCAUUAAGAUCAUGGGGCUGCAGUACAAGAAGAACUACGAGGAUAUGGAAAGUUUGAAGACUCUUCGUUACGGAAAGAUCAUGAUUAUGACAGAUCAGGUGUGACUUUAUGGGGAAAAAAACCUGCUUUGUGGUCCUCUGUUAAGAGUUCUUUCACAUAGGCAUAGCUGGGGGAAUCAUACAUAUAUAAUGUUGUUGUUAGAUUAACAGGUCUAUUAAAUUCUGUACUAAAUUACUGUAUCUAGACUCUGUUCCAUUAACCCUAUGCCUUCUCCAUGCUCAGGGGUAAGAAACCUCUGGCAUCUUAAGACACAAAAUGCAAACUGAAAGAUCAAACUGGUGAAAAUGGAACCUUCUCUUGCUCCAUUUUGACUGUUAGACUCAUUGCAAAUGUUCAGAGGUCCUAGCAUUGCUGCGCCAAAGACUCUCUCCACUAUGAGUGUGUGCUAAAGGGCUACUCUGAGCACCAUAACCACUACAGACCACUAGUGGUUGUCAUACUAGAAAUACAGUGCUGCCAUUCCCUGCUAAAGGCAAAAUGGUUUUGUAAUUUCUCUUGCCUGGUUGCCAUCGGGCAACAAGGCUCCUUUCUAAUAUUGCCAUGGUUCUGCAGAAUUGACAUUCGUUAGACUGGAUAAUGACACUGGCAGAGACGUGGUUACAUCUCUGGCAGCAAUAUAAAAUGUUUCACGCUGAAACACUGCACUGAGGUGGUCAUUGUCCAUGGAAUAAUCUUGGCAUAAUUGGCAAAGAUCCUCGACAUGGACAUCGCUGAGGAGAGGUUCUCAGGUGCUCUAGCUGCAGGGAGUUAGCGCCUGAACGGUACUCUUGUGCACGCGUGAGUGUAUAGCAUUGAGAUUUUCCCGCACGACCUCCAAAGAAAGCGAAUUUCCCUCGAGUCAUCACUGGUUGCAGCAGGGAGCUAUCAUAAGGCUUGAAAGUGGUAGCUCUGGCUUGUGUCAAGCUUUGUUUGACGGAGGAACAAUACUCGAACAUUGUCCCUACUUUCUGUCAGUAAAUCUUUUGACUUGGUUGGUAUUUGUGUUAAAUUCCAACAUGGCCAAUCUGAUUAUUUUUCAUAAAGAUUCUAUCUUUAUUAAAUACUCAUUUUGGAGUGAGGUUGUAAGUACCACUUUAAGGCGUACAUGGGUAUAGAGGCCUUUCAGCUGCUUCCCCCAGCCCUCUCUUAUUGCUUUACUCUAUCCAUAUACCUUCAGUCUAAUUUUAACAUGUCUUUAUAUGACUGUCUACUUUUCAGAAGCCCUUCCUCACUAGUUCUCACUCUUUAUGUGGAAGUUAGUGAUUCAUUCCUACAGGAAAAUCUUUUACUUUUUGCUACAGUAUUAAUGUUCGUUUUGUUGAUUAGUUAUUCACUAAAGUGUUGAUUUCCAUUUUAAGGUAAAUAUCGCCCAACUGGAAAAAUAUUCUAAAUCCGCAAUGCUGUCAGUUCCGCUACUCUGGCUUUAAUUUGAUAUUCACUUUGAAUUCUCACCUUAGUAAAUGGCACCCGGUAGUUGCCAAUCUGCAAUUAAUGUUGAAUUUAUUUUGAACUUUUAGGAUCAAGAUGGCUCCCAUAUCAAAGGAUUGCUGAUCAACUUCAUCCAUCAUAACUGGCCUUCUUUGCUCAAGCAUCAGUUUUUGGAGGAGUUUAUCACCCCCAUUAUCAAGGUGCGUACCAUCCAUACCCUUAAAACACCAGAGAUUUAACAUAGUCUUGACGUUUAAAGGGCUUAUAUAAUGCUAAACUCUUAUCCCAUAGGUCACCAAAAACAAGCAGGAGCUCUCAUUCUACAGUAUCCCUGAAUUUGAGGAUUGGAAGAACAACACAGACGGUCACAAAAGCUGGAAAAUAAAGUACUACAAAGGUUUGUUAUAAAACCCUGUGUGGUAGUGCCCUACCAGGCAAGUGACAACCAUUUUAUAUUUACAAACCUCUGGUGAUGGAAUUGUUCACAUUGCUGGUGUAGGUUAUUAUGCACUUUCUUCACGCGGCAACAAUGUUUUAACUUUGCAAUGUUUUGUCCUCACAAGACUUUAAACGGUUCUUUUGUUAAAGGGGCAACUGUCAUUACAUUUUCACUUAUUUUGUUCUUUUUACACUUCAAUUUUAAAUAAAUUAAGAAUGUUACUUGGUGUUGAGUCACAGGUUUAUGACCAACCAACUGCUGCUCAACUUAACUUGUCUGCUACUGCGACUUGCUCUGCAUGAACCUGCAGCUGCUUGAUGUUAUGUUGAACAACAAAAAAUCAUUACAUUUGAAUGUAAAACAUUUUUAAUCAAAAGUUGAAAAUGUGAGUGUUGUCCUGUAAUUUCUUGCAUCCAGUAUAUGCAAUUAAGAAAGUUACAACUGUUGUAUUCCCAUUCAUUCUACGCUGGAAAUGUUGUUUCUGCAUUAACAUUGCAUCUGCUGGUUGCAUGCACCUCUAUAUUGUGAAGUUUGGUUUCUGAGCUGCCUUUUUUAUUGAUCUGCUUUUGUAAAGUAGCAAAUGGAGGUUUUCGUCUCCUUCCAUUCCUGUUGAUUGAAUUAUUUUUGGGUUAAAACUUAAUUGAAUCAUCGAUGUGCAUCUCUUCGAGUUCAGAACAUUUUACAAGAUAGCAUUUAUUUUUUCUUCUGACACUGAUUGCACCACUGCAGAUGAACUAGCCAUCAGUCUGCAUUUAGGACCCAAAGCCAUUGAUGACACUUGUUUUAACAUUCCUGACACUUGAUGAACAGGAAAUGGUGCCCAUAAUCUUGAUAAAGAGCCCAGGGCUAUGAUUCUUGCUUAUGAUUUCUAGGGUUAUACACAACAUUUAAGAUUUCAAAGUACGUAAUUCCUAUAAAGUGUAUUUGGAUGAUGCAUAUGAAGGCUCUUUGAGACAUGAAUCGGUUUGGGGAUCAAACCUGUAACUGUAAAAUUUCACACAUGUCCAAAGUUGGUUUGCAAAAAAGUGCAUUGCUUACAAAGUCCAUGACGAUACAAAGGAUCCCUCUGGCUUCUGUUUUUAACUGGAGUGACUUGUAGGUUAACUCCUGAGACAGGCCAUCAUUGUAUUUUUUUGCUCUUGAACUCAGGCAGUGUCCCUACAUAUCUUGGCCACAGUACAAACCUUCUAAUAGAGUAAGUAAUCCAGGUGACUUUACCGUAGUCUUCUAUAAUAUGAGAAGGAGUAAGAACACGUUCAAUAAAAAGUAUUAGUGUGAAUGUGUUUUUUUUUUUUAAAUGCAAAUUUUUUAUUGAUUUCCAAGUAUAUGGGGUACAGAAAAGAGAAGGGAGUUAUAAGGAUAACAAUGGGGGAAAGCAGACAAUAUGGACUGUUACAAGGUUUGUUAUCAAGUUUUUCGACAGUGACAUUUAGGGUUUCGCAGGCGGCUGUGUCCACAAUAACAAUAUACCUGAUAUACACAUACUUAAGGUUGCUUAGUAUAGUUUUACACUCACGUAUUGUUUACCCUUGUUGGGUGUUUGUGGGCAAAGCAGUCUGGUGCGGGAGGAUAAAGGUUGGUUCUGUGAGCACGGUGUUGCGUGCUGGUACAGUCUGUCAGGCCAUAUUUAACGGUCUCAAGGUGGAUUUUGGUGAUUUGUGGCUUGGUCGUAUAAACAUGUCCACUGUUUCCAUGUUGAAUGGAACUGUUGUGAUUCUAUACUAUGGGUCAUCGUCAUUCGUUCAUAGACAUGGUAUUGUUGAAUCUUGUCCCAUAGUUGUGUUUUAGAUGGACAUAGGUGCGACUUCCAGUUCUUCGCUAGAAGGUUCCUGGCCGCCAGUAUCGUGAUGGCGCACACCUGUCUGUGUUCUCUAGCUAGGUCACUGGGGAGCAGAAGCAUGAGGUAUGUUUGCGGGCUUGGCAAUAGGUUUGUCACGCCCAAUUUAUACAGCAAUCUCCUAACCUCUGUCCAGAGGGGUUGUAUCACUGGACAUGUCCACCAUAUGUGGAGGAAUGUACCGGUGUCCCUUGAACACCUCCAGCAUGUCGGUGUGACACUGGGGUAUAUUUUAUGUAACCGACUUGGCGUCAUGUACCACCUAUACAGUAGCUUCCUAUGCGCUUCUAUGUGUGUGUAACAUCUAGUGAGUUUUGAGAGGCUAUUUAUUGCUCUGACCCAGUCGUCCUCUGAGAGUUGAAGGGAGCAGUCCUCCUCCCAUUUAGUCUUACAGAGCGGGGUGUGUUGUGGUAAUGUGGUCUCCCACAUUUUGUAACAGAGGGAGAUGGCUUUUGGUUUAUUUGGUGCGGCCCAGCAUCUGUCUAAAAUCCCGCCCGCCACUAGUGAUUGCUCCCGAGUGUUGUUGUGUAGGUUCACAUGAGUCAGUAUGGUCCCUUUGAGUCUUAGGUAGGUAAAUACCUCCCUCAUCGGUAGGUGCCAUUUGGCCUGUAUAUCCGCGAAUGCUAUUACGCCUUUAUUGUCUACUAGGUGCUGGAUGUUGGUGAUUCCUGCCUUAGUCCACCUUGUUAGAGGGAGAUCGGGGGAUGCGGUUCUUAGGGCAGUCAGUGGUGCCCGGGGAUGGAAGGAAAGUUUGCACCCCAUUGUGGCCAUAAACGUGUCCCAUGUACGAAGUGUCAGAGACGUUGAGUGAAAUAGGUCUAGUUUGGGGACCCGUAGGUGUUUAGGCGUCCAUAGGACAUCAACUAUAUUUAGUGUUUUUAGUUGGGCGUUUUCCAUGUCUACCCAGCUGAUGUCCCCUUUAGGAGAGUGUAACGUUAUGCCGGCUGUUAGCGCCGCGGCUUUAUAGUAUUGGUUAAUGUUUGGUAGACCCACUCCUCCUUGUUUGACCUGAGUGUACAAAAGUCUGUGAGGGAUCCUGGGCUUUUUAUUGUCCCAUAUAAAGGUGUUGCACGUGUGUUGUAUGCUCUUAAGCAGAGGUUGUGGUACCGUGAGAGGUAGCAUACGGAAAACAUAAAGAAUUUUGGGUAAUAUAGACAUUUUGAAAGCGUUAAUCCUUCCUAGCCAGGAUAGGUGUACAUGUUUCCAUUUUAGGGUGUCCGCCUUGCACAUGUGUGGUAAGGGUAGGUAAUUUAAUUUUACGAUUUUUGCUAUGGAAGUUGCGAUUUUGACCCCUAGGUAUGUGAGGGAUGAGAGUCUCCAGUCAAAUUGGUGUUGUCGUUGUAGUGUCUGCGUGCGUUCUAAGGGUAAGUUAACCGUCAGUGCCUGAGUUUUAUCUUGGUUAAGUUUAUAGUGGGAAACUAAGCCAAAGUCGUUAAGUGUGUUCAUAAGGUGUGGCAAUGACUUCUCUGGGUCUGUUAAUGACACCAAGACGUCAUCGGCAAACAGUGCCAGUUUGUGUUCCUGGCCUGUCACUGUUACUCCUCUUAUGUCAGGGUUCGUACGGAUCUUUAACGCCAGAGGUUCCAGCGAGAGAAUGUAGAGGAGGGGGGACAAGGGGCAACCUUGGCGCGUCCCAUUAGUAAUAGAGAAUUUGUCAGACGUAAAGCCUCCGUUGGAGACCCUCGCCGCUGGUGCGCUAUACAGCGCCGCUAUCCCUCUAAUCAUUUCGGGCGGAAAUCUGUACCUCCUCAGGACUUCAGACAUGUACUUCCAAUUGAGGCGGUCGAAUGCCUUCUCCGCGUCUAGCGCCAAGAGAAGGCCCCCUGUGUUGUUUUUUUCCAUAUGUGUCAGUAUGUUGAGGAUUCGUCUGGUGUUAUCUGAGCCCUGCCGUCCUCUGACAAACCCUGACUGGUCGUUAUGCACUAAGUUUCUGAGGAGUGGUGCUAUUCUGUUGCUAAGGAUCUUGGCGUAGAUUUUAGCAUCCCCAUUUAGUAAGGAGAUGGGUCUGAAAUUUUUACAGUGUGUCGGUGGUUUUCCUGGCUUGGGGAGGGUGGAUAUGUGUGCUAGAAGUACUUCAGCCGGUAGGGCUCCUCUGUCAUUACUCUGUCUGUAUAGUUUCAACAAGUACGGGGAGAGGGUAUUUGCAAAUAGUUUGUAAUAGGCAUUGGUGAGACCGUCUGGUCCAGGUGAUUUGUCAGCGGGUAAGUCUUUGAUCACCGAAGUGAUCUCUUCUAAGGAGAUAGGCUGUCGUAGUGAUUGUAUUGCGGUCGGUGUCAGGGCGGGCAAGCAGAGGUCUUGUAGGAAUCCGUCUAUGUCCGCUACAGUUGGGACCUUAGUGGUACCCUCUUCACUUAAAUUGUAUAGCUGACGAUAGUAAUUUGCAAACAUAUUAACAAUAUCUCGUGGGUCAAUAGUUUUGUGACCUUUUCCAUCGGUGAGGUAGGCAAUCCUGGAGGCGAUCAUUUUUUGUUUUAAUUGCGCCGCUAGCUUAGCGCCUGCUUUAUUCCCUGCCGCGAAGAAUUUGUGUUUUGAUUUUCGUAAGAGGUAGGUUGUUUUGGUUAACUCUAUAUCUCGUAAUUGUGUUUGCAGGCUCAAGAGUUUUCGUUGUGUCUCAGGGGUGGGUGCAUGUUUGUUGUUGUGUGUGGUGUGUUUGAUCUCACUGAUAAGGGCUAAGUAUUGUGCUCUUUGUGUCUUGUAGGCAUGGCUGGCAUGUUUUAUGAAGCUGCCUCUAAUGACCGCCUUGUGUGCUAGCCAGACAUAAUCCGGAUCAGUGUUGUGCUUAUCAUUGUCCUCGAAGUAGUUUUGUAGGUCCUGUGUGACUUCCUGGACUAUGUGUGUGUUUGUUAACAAGGUGUUGUUUAACCUCCAAGUUCUCUGGCCAGUCUGAGGGAACUGGUCCUUGAUCGUUAACGUGAUUGGUGCGUGGUCGGACCACGUGAUGUCCCCUAUGGUAGUGUCUAGUAUCUUGAGAAGGGAGGUGGUUCUGACCAAGAACCUAUCAAUUCUGGAGUAGCUAUUGUGUACCGCUGUAUGACAUGUGUAAUCAGUUUCGUUGGGAUGUGUAAUUCUCCAAGGGUCAACGUAAUCAUGUGUUGCUAGGAUAUCGCAUAUGUUAUGUGAUUGUGUGAGCCGUUUCUUAGAGGUGUUGGGUGUUAUAGUAUGUGAGGCAGAGGAAUCUUUAAAACUAUCUAGAAGAAAGUUGGUAUCGCCUCCAAGUAUUACCUCCCCAAAGCUGUACAUAUUCAACAAGGCAAAUAUACGGUGCAAAAACAUUUCUUGGUUAGCGUUGGGUCCAUAUACAUUCAUUAAUGUGAAGGGGUUGUUGUUAAGGUGACACUGAAUGAUGAGAUAUCUACCUGUCUUAUCGCUAAUCUUACGGACCAUCUCAAAGGUGACGUUCUUGCUUAUUAAAAUAGAGACUCCUCUUUUUUUUGUGGAGCAGCAGGAGUGGUGGUCUAUUGGAAACCAGGGGGAGUUAAAUUCAGGCCGUGAACCCCAUUUAAAAUGGGUUUCUUGAAAGAAGGCUACCUGCGCCUUAAAUUUUUUGGCUUCUAAAAGUGCCAGUCUUCGCUUAUGGGGCGUGUUCAGCCCUUUGGCAUUGAGAGAAAGUACAGUGAUUGACAUCCUCACCACUAUAAUCAGGUGGGCAGGGAGGUAAAGGCUAUGCCGUGCUACUCAGCCCCUAGUGUCACCUUAUUUCGUCAAGUGCGUGGGUGGGAGUUGGAGGGGUGCGGUAGGGAUCAACGUAUAACAAUACAACUUAAACUAUAUACAAAACCCGUUAGCCGGGUGGCUUAGUGCAGAAAUCUGCCGACGGGUAAAGAAAUGGCUUACUAAGUAAGCCGAGUGGGGCUCUGUGGGUGCUGGUAGGUAUUACCUGUUACGGUUUUCCUAUGUUACCUAGUAUAAGAAAAAAAAAAAUUUGUUUUUUUUUUUUUUUGAUUAUAGUGCCCUGAGUUACCGGGCGCAACGCUAUACGUGUGCGUCCCUCUAUUGAUAUACCGUAUAGGUAAUAUUUCUUAACAGUACAAUUAAGUUUAGGAAAAAAGAAUAACAGUGCCAAUUAAGUAACGUAAACAGUACAGCGGUUCUCCGCCUGGGUGGGCUCUCGGCUGUGAGACACCUUGCAAGUGAGCACAGCUGCGAGGGUGCACCGGGGGGGAACUAGUUGUAUAGUUCUUGUGUGGGAUACAUAUCUGUACUCCAUCAGUGGUGUUCUACAUCCUUGGGCCUCGCUUGAUGGUAUGGCGUCUUCUGUGGUUCUGCCGCGUGCCAUGGGACAGGUCGGUAGUCUCGGGGUUGUUCUCUGGGUGAUGAGGGUGCUGGAGAACUGGCUACUUCAAGUCGAGCCAUUGGGAUGUUCCAUUCUUUGAGCAAUUUUGCGCCAUCUCUUGGGGUAAAGAUUACCAAAUCCACUCCAUUUCGUUUCAGUAGUAUCUUCGUGGGAUAUCCCCAUUUGUACGGGAUAGCAGCAUUCCUAAGCGCUGCGGUUACAGGUGCAAACGCUCGUCUCUUGGUCAUGGUUGCCGCUGACAGGUCAAUAAACAGUUUGAUAUCAGCAAACGGCUUUGGCAAUGAUGGGUUAGAUCUGGAUGCUUGCAUUAAGCGAUCUUUGACCUCAAAGUAAUGGAUUCUGGUGAUUACAUCUCUCGGUGUAGUUGGAGGUAAUUGCUUCGGCUUCGGUAAUCUGUGAGUGCGAUCUAAGCGCAGGUCUGAGGUUUCCAAUGCCGGAAUGAGCGCCUUGAACAGCUCUUUAACGAAUGUGGCCAGAUCUUGAGGGCCUACUGUUUCAGGGACACCUCGUAGCCGUAUGUUGUUUCUCCUGUCCCUGUCCUCGUUAUCAGCGAUUUUGCUCUCUAGGAAUUGUACCUUUCGCUGCAAUGUUGUGUGCGCUUCUGCCAGCUCAUUAUGGGCCUCUCUUAACCCCUCCGUUGCCUCCUCCAAGUGUGCUGUUCUGUCUCCCAGGGCCUGAAUGUCUGCCCUUACGUCCGCCGCCAUCUUGGAAAAAUCCGACCUCAGGUUAGUCUGGAGCGACUGUAGCAUGCUGCUCACCGAGGCAUCGGUGGCUAGGUGGUUGUUGGUGAUGCUAGGGGGGUCCAGGCUUUCUCCACUCUCGUGAUCCGAGGCGGAAUAGUGCGCUCCGUCGGCGCCAUCUUGGACGCCAUUGUUCCCCAUCAUGAGGUGGGAGUGCAGCGUCUUCUGUUUUAGUUUUUUGGAGGAUUUAGUGGUCAUGUCCUCCCCUGUUCCCUCGCCGGCUUAUGGGAGAUGUGGUGGGUGAGUAUCGCUGGUUUCCACGCUGUGUAAGCCCACGUAAUGGCGGAGCUCCCAAAUUAUGCGACUACUGCCAUGCGGAGUUAGGCCACGCCCCGUGAAUGUGUUUUUUAAAGAUGAACUCUGGUAAAUGCUAUUGAAGUAAAGUGAUUCAAGAAUAUUUGGGAUCUGUUUUGAAGUUUAGACCAGUAAAAGACCAACCCUAAAUUAAGCAUGUCCUUUUCUAACUUUUGCAUUUCUCAAUAAACAGGUCUGGGGACGAGCACAUCUAAGGAAGCUAAGGAAUACUUUGCAGAGAUGGAGAGACAUAGAAUUCCUUUUAAAUAUGAUGGCCCUAGAGAUGAUGCUGCGAUCACCUUGGUAACUAAUAGAAAAAUGUUAAUAUCUAAAUAGAACUACCUCUGCUGCUAAAUUAAAUUCAUUUAAAUGACCAUGCAAAACAGUUUGGUUCUAGUAACCUAAAUCUCACAUAAACUUAGUUCAAAAGUUAAUGUGAACUGUAAUUGAAAUAUAGAAGUCCCUUAGAGGUUUACACCAGUUGAAAGUUGUUGUUUUUUUUUUUUUUUGUUGUUUUUUUAGGGAAACACUGUUUUUAGUUGGAGUAGCCUUAAAAUUACAUUCCUGUCAUUUCACACCUGAAAUGAUCCACCCUCCAGUGUCACCACAUCCACUCACUGCAAGGAGUAAUGGGUGGAUUGGAGGGCGGCACAGAAGAGGGGCUGCUCUCAUUGGUAGUCUUUCAGCAUACAAUGCAUACUUUUGCUAAUGAUAUCGCCGAAGAUGGAGUUUACACCUCCAGCAGCAAAAGUGCAUUGUUUCCUACUGAAACACUGCGCAUGCAGACUCAGAGCACCAGUACCACUUCAAAUAACUUGUAGGUAUGGUGCUUGGUGUAACCCUUUAAGUAUCAAUUGCAAUAAUUCUGUCCUAACAAACCAGCCUUUGAAGUUCAUAUAUCUGAAUAGUUUAACCGUGGUGAUAGCACCGUAUAUAGCAGCAUGUGCACAAUUAGUAGGGUUUUUCAUACUGGUCUUUAGGGACCAUUAAUAGAUUACGUAGCUUUAUUUUAACCUCACGCAAUCUUUAUUGCAGAAAAAGAGCACUGCAUGGCUAAUCUUUUUUUGUGUUUGUCUGUUUGUUUCUAGGCCUUUAGCCGAAAGAAAGUGGAGGACCGUAAGGAGUGGUUGACCAAUUUUAUGCAAGACAGGAGGGAGAGGAGACUGCAUGGUCUUCCAGAGGUGAGAUUAUUUAAUAUACCAACAUUUCCAAUGAUGUUUAAGGGAUUUGAUUUGGAAUAUGGUUACGUUGGUGUAAGAGAAAAAAAUAAACAUUUUCUUGAUAUUUUUCCUGUAAACAUUAUUUAUUACUAAGAAAUGUGGUUUUUGUUUUCCAGGAAUUUUUGUAUGGAAAAUCCACUAAGCACUUGACCUACAAUGACUUCAUUAACAAAGAGUUGAUUCUCUUCUCAAAUUCAGACAAUGAGCGAUCCAUACCAUCGCUGGUUGAUGGUAAGGAUAUUCUUUGAUGUUUCAUACAAGUCCAGCAAAUUAUGUAUUGAGAAUUAAACAGUGUUCUUUAGCCGUUUGCAACAUGACAAAACAGUCAAAAUGUGUCAGCCAUUUCCAUUUGUCAGAGUAAUUUGUAAACGGGUCAUUCAGAGGGAGCGCUUAGUAUCAAGGAAGGCAAACCAGUACUGGUAAUUCUCAUGUGUAUUAGAAUGUUAACCUUGUGGUUGGGACCACUGAACUCCUGUAUUGAAGGCAAAAAGCAGGAACCAAAUAUAGAAAUUGAUUGAUCACUUUAGUGCAAGCCACACCAUUGUUCAGUUGGUAUUCAGGUUGACAGUUAUUGUACUUGCAGGCUUCUUAGCAGUUGGCCCUGACUGCUGAUCACUUCCAUCAUUGCUUUGGACCCUUUAAAUGGUGCUACAUAUGUGGGAACUGGCAUGUUUUUUGGUAUUGGCAUAUGAAUCUUGAGUGCCUGCUUGAUUUUUAAUUUUUGUUCAAGGCCCAUGGUCGGCUAACUCUGGUAUUAUACGAACAGCUUAGCCAAACAUUUGAACAGAUUCCUCUGACCCUCCGCCGAACUCCUGUAUAUCAAAUGCUAGAAUAUACAUUAAAAGGCUGUAGAACAUGCAUAUUGAGGCUGCAAACAUUAGGCUUCCAUAUGGUGCUGCAAUACAGGAGUACUGCAAGUGGAUAAAAUAGUCUUCACUUUCAAAACAGUUAUGGUAUUCACACAAGCUAGAUUAAUUUGACCAUUGAUUUAAGGUUUAUAUCUAAGAGAAUGCACACUGCAGUAAAACAAUAGAAUAUUGGAUUUUUAAUUAUCUGCUACAAUGGGCACAGGGGUAAGUUUGUGCCUCUGAAAAAACGGGUUGUGUUCAUUAAUCUAUUAUUCUUCCGAAAAGGUCUUAAGCCUGGGCAGAGGAAGGUCUUAUUCACCUGCUUUAAAAGAAAUGACAAGAGGGAGGUGAAGGUGGCCCAGCUGGCUGGAUCUGUAGCAGAGAUGUCUGCGUACCAUCACGGUGAGGUAAGAAUUAUUCUGCCCAAAACACAAACUGUAAUCUGGCAAAAUACCCUGUGAAAGCAGUGUGGUGUUUGUUUUAAAUUAUUGGAAAAUAGUCAUGCUCAUUAUACGUAGUAAAAAAAAUAAAAAAUAGUACAUCAGAAUGAAAUAACAUACAAUAACGUACUUAUGUCCCACAUACAUGUGAACAUGUUGCAUGAUGAAAAUACUUCAGUGCCCAUACACGAUGGAUAUAGCAUCCCUUUCUAAAGUGAAGGAGAUUCACAAAUGUCCCCACUAACUAAUGUAGCCAAGGUUGCCAAAUGUUAAUAGAAUUCUAUCUUAGGCUUAAGCCUCAACAAUGUAUUGGAUGGUUUCCAAAACACUGGAAUUAAGCUGAGGAAAGCUGCAUCAGAAGAAUAUUCUUAAAUUAUUAUUUAUUUUUCCCUAAAGGUAGGUACCCUGCCCAAUCUAAUUUGUGUGGACUUUAGAGGUUCUGCUAACGGCGUUCUGAUAUUUAAAUCCAGUAUUUCUUUAAAAAAUAACAGGAUAAGCAUUCACUUUUUGGGGAUAUUCGAUACAUGUUGAGCAUACACCUGGUUGCCAUUGUGUUCUACAUAUACGUCUUGAAAAAUCUUGGGUGCCAUGAUUCACUCUUUUAAAGAAUACACGUUGGCUAUUUGAGAAUGCUGUCGCAUGGCGCAAUUAGUUAAAAUUGUAUGGGUAAAGUGGACCUUUUUAUCCAAACUCCUGUCUUAUGUGAUCUAUCUUGGACUGAUAAUGCCUUGUUGUUUUCGGUACACUCAAGACUGCAAGUGACUUUAUUUUGACCAUCUUUAGUGACUCUCAUUUUUGUAUGACGGUUAUGACGCACUUGCAUAGACAGUGUGAAGCCUCUUCCCAAUUCAGGAAGAAACUCCACAAAUUAAAAGCCUCUCAUACUUGUCUACACUGCUGUGUUUAUAAGCAACUUGCAAUAUAACCUUUUUAAUGGGCAUUAGUUGUCAUGAUACUUAUGAUUCCUUUUUAUGAAAAUGGAUUUAGAUCCCCCUGAAUGAGACUCGCGUUCAUUGUGGCAAACUAGGAGACUGUGACAUAUCCGGAAUAAGGCAAAAGAAUAACUAAAUAUUACAAAUGAAUACACCACAUGCAGGGUUUAUGGUUUAUUUAUUUUUUAUUUUUUUGUAAAACGUCUCAAGUCACAGGUCCAUUAUAAAAUUUAACAUGUGAAAUGCAUAUUUAAAACUGUAAGUGAGCUCUGAUGUGCCAUGUUCUUACCCACCUGUCCUGAUACAUUUACAGACCUCCUUGAUGAUGACAAUUAUUAAUUUGGCACAAAACUUCGUGGGAAGCAACAACAUCAAUCUUCUGCAGCCCAUUGGACAGUUUGGUACCAGACUGCAUGGUGGUAAAGAUGCGGCCAGCCCUCGAUACAUCUUCACCAUGCUCAGGUGCGUUAUCCAUCAUUUGAAACUCUCCUGUGCGUGUUGCCAAAUAACUAAGCAGUUUUCAGCCAGCAAUGGGCACAGUCCGCACUCAAACUACUCUGGAGUAGAGUUAUCUUGGAGUUUAGACAGCCAUUUUGGCAAAGAUUUCCUCCCCCAUCUUUAUAAACUGUUGGAGUUUUGACCAUUCAGAUAUUGAGUGAUGCAAAACGUGCAAAUGUUAUGCUAUCUUCUAAUAAUGUAUUGCACAAGAACCUCAGAGGGAGAAAAUGUACGGAUUGAGUCUUCCAAUUAGGAAAUGUGUUGUGAAAUGGUUGUCUAAAUGUCACUGAAAACUUGCAAAGGAUAUACGGUGUGCAUGUUUGACUAAGGAUUGUCUUAAAAAUCUACCUGAACAUAAAAUUUAUGAGAAUAUUCUAGAGCAGGGUACAAAAUUCCCAUUAGCCAAUGGCAAGUGAAGAUUUUAACUCUGGGCUUACUGUGGUGAGUAACUUCUAAGGCCUGGCUAGUAGCAGAGUACUUGAAAUUUUAAGUCAUGUGCUAUAAGAUUGGAAUGUUAUUUAUCUGUAAUGAUCCUUGAGAUGUGUCUUGGAAUUGUGCUGAAAAGGCAAUUAGUGCUUAAUAUUUCAGGGUUUUACACUGUCUCCCUAAAUAAAAAAUGUACUCCGAAUAUCAUCACUGGAAGUACCACUUCGUGUGAUACUUUAGAUUAGUUAGAAAUCUUUUCAGUUUUGACAGAUGACAGAACUGUGAUGACUUAAAAUGAUAGCGUAAUAUAUGCUUUCCUGUCUUUACAGCACGUUGGCACGUCUCCUAUUCCCACCAAUGGAUGACAGUGUUCUAAAGUUCAUUUAUGAUGACAAUCAGAAGGUUGAGCCGGAGUGGUACAUUCCCAUUAUACCUACUGUGCUGGUAAAUGGUGCUGAGGGCAUUGGCACUGGCUGGUCCUGCAGAAUCCCAAACUAUGAUGUACGAGAGAUUGUAAACAACAUUCGCCGUAUGCUGGAAGGCGAAGAACCACAGCCAAUGGUAAACGUCUUGCCUCCACCCUUCCACUCUGCUGCCAUGUCACUUUCUAUACAUCAUUGGGCAGAUGUAUUAGAGCAAGGCCUGACAAAUUUCCCUAGAAUAAAGGACACAAUCCUACAUGGGUUGUUUUUUUUUUUUUUUUUAGGCCUUUUAAAAAGAAAUGUAAUUACAUCUACAAACAGUUUUAGAUUUGUUUAUGGAAAUGUUGUGCCUUUUUUUGUUAUAGCUUCCCAGUUACAAGAAUUUCAAAGGGCUCAUUCAAGAGGUUGGUCAGAAUCAGUUUAUCUUGAAUGGUGAAAUUUCUGUGCUGGAUUCCACUACUAUUGAAAUCAGUGAACUCCCUAUCAGAACAUGGACCCAGGUAAGUUAUUGCUCAUUAUAAACUUGUCUCUGAUUCUGUUGUAUCUGUUAAUCUUAUUGUGUUGCUCAUCUUUUUCAUACUAUAUAACAUUUUACAAAAGCUUGUUUCACGCCUUUGCAUAUUCCUUUAUUUAUUGUCUGUCUUCAGUUGCCUUGUGUUGCCCAAUCCAAAUUAAACACUAUUUUAAUUGGUCUCUUAGACUUAUGUGGUUUUUUUUUUUCUGAAACCUAGAAUUACAAAGAAGCGGUUUUGGAGCCGAUGUUGAACGGAUCAGAUAAAACUCCCCCACUAAUUACAGACUAUAAAGAGUACCACACCGAUACCACUGUGAGGUUCGUUGUCAAAAUGACGCCGGAGAAGUUGGCAGAGGCUGAAGCAGCAGGUCUGCAUAAAGUCUUUAAACUUCAAAACCCUCUCACCUGUAACUCCAUGGUAAGUGGUCUAUCUUUACCGCAUGUGGUUUGUCUUCUCUGCUAUUGAUGUCGUUUCUUCCAUUCCACAAUCUUCAGUUUACACCAUUUGUUUGAUACAUGAACACUCCAAGCACCAUACAUAUGUGGCUAUGAGUGCCUUGGCGCUGUCACACUGUGUGGUCAAAUAAAUUUAGUACUGUUUGACAGCUUACCUGGGUCCCACAAAGUGGCCGCAGCUCCCUUUUCUGCUUUUCUCCUUAAGACUCUGGUUAGCUUUAGAGUCAACUGAAUGAUCUCUUAACCAUAGUACUAUAACCACUUCAGUAGGACACUAACUCGCAGGAUUCUGCGCCAACCUGUUAGAUUCAAUUUGUGGUUAAAACUCACAGCAUUGGGGCUUAUAGAAGAAAUUGUUGCUCUCAAAUGUUAAAGGGACUCUCCAGUGCCAGGGGGGAAAAACCUUUUCCUGGCACUACAGGUCACCUCACUCCCCAUCCCAAGCUGCUGGAGGGUUUAACCCCUUCAGUGACUUACCUGUAUCCAGCGUCGAUGUCCCUCAGCGCUGGGUCAGGGUCCGCCCACUUCAACAGUCAAUAUGCAUAUUUCAUAAAGAUUCUUUGUGCUACUAAUUUUUGCUGUGGGGAUGACUGUGCCAGUUUUAUAGUGGGGGGGAGGAAGCAUAGUGAAGCAUAGUAAAACAUCUAUUAAAGCACUUACAAGGGACCCAUCCUCAGACUGGUACUGCUAGAGCGUUUUUAGUUCCAGAUACACUGAUACGGUCCUGAGAAAGCAACUCAGGGCAUCCUAAAUUGGAAAAGCUAGCCUGGUGCUCAGUCACAAGAUUCUCUGCUCAUUUAUUAGUUUUAGUUGUUAGUUGUUUUGCAAUGCUUCAUGCUUGCUUUUACCCAAUUCCCGGUUCUCCUAACACUGGUUUAGAUCUAGCUUGCAUAGUGAUUUGGUAAAAGUCUUGAUCUGGUUUUUGGUUCUUUAAGUCAAGUAACCACAACCUUUUGCUUUAGGUACUCUUUGACCAUGUGGGUUGCCUAAGGAAAUAUGAAACUGUAAUGGACAUUUUGAAGGAAUUCUACGAGUUGCGGCUUCGCUAUUACGGAUUGAGGAAGGAUUGGCUAGUGGGCAUGUUAACCGCUGAGGCCUCCAAACUUACCAACCAAGCUCGCUUCAUUCUUGAAAAGAUCGAGGGCAAAAUCGUAAUCGGUAAGAAAAUGCUAAACUUUGCAAUAUAGCUUCAAAUGGUCGAUUCGGGGCCUGUGCUAACUUGCCAAUGUUGUAUUGUUAUCUAGAAAAUAAGCCCAAGAAAGAACUCAUUCAGAUACUGAUCCAAAGAGGAUAUGACUCUGACCCCGUCAAGGCUUGGAAGGCCACUCAAGAGAAGGUAUUUUAUAUUAUAGUUUUAAAUUAAUUACAUUUAAUUAGUUAAGUGUUCAAAGAAGUUAUUAUAGAAGGUCAGGAAACAGAUCUUUAGCAAAGAAAGGUCUCCUCAACUUUGUUUUCCCUUCAAGGAACAAACGGGAGAGUUGAUUGAGGAGAAUGAGGAAGAAAAUACAGAUGAGAAAUCUUCAGGGCCAGACUUUAAUUACCUCCUCAACAUGCCUCUGUGGUUCCUGACCAAAGAGAAGAAGGAUGAGCUUUGCAAGCAAAGAGAUACAAAGGUACACAUUAUGAAGCAUAUGUUCCCUAUCCAGGAUAUCUGAACUGUGUGUGUUCUAAGUCUGCACACUUUGAGGAAUGCCAUCCUCAAUAAUGGUGUUAUCUGUGAUCUCUCUGUAGGUUACUGAGCUCCAAAACCUAAAAAAGAAAUCUCCUCCUGACUUGUGGAAGGAUGAUCUUGCUGCCUUCGUUGAAGAAUUGAAUGUAAGUAAUACUGAGCCAAAACCAUGCUUCCCAUUGUUGUCCAGCACUUGAGCACUCUGGUGUUAAGAUGAGGUGUUUAGGUGUGCCAGAAUUCUUGGGAUUUAUUAGCAAAACUAUCAGGGCUUCUGCAGAGUUCUUCAUGAAAUGUUUUCGCACAAACUUGUCUAUCUUUGGGCUUUUGCUUUUGUGUCCCAAAUUGUGACUUGCCUAUUAGUUUGGGGGAAUGGUAUGAUAUCCUGGCAAAUCCGGCAUAUCUUAAACAUGUUCUCUCCAUCAGACUUCACGUCAUUAGGCACUUAUUUUUGUGUAUUUUUCUUAAUACCAUUUAGACCAGUUUCCAUUUAACAUAUCUGCUUUAAUGUGGCUUCUGUGUCUUGCUUUUGGGAAAAAUAAAGACAAGACUUCCUUGGAUUUGACAUGCAAUAGUCUUCACAUUCAAUGUUCAAUGCUUCUAUUCAAGCGAAUACAUUUCAUUCAGGUGCUUUUCAAAGUAAGGCCAAAGUAGCCAAACUGGUAACCAAGCUAAAUGUUUUUUUUUUUUUUUUUUUAGUUUGGCUUUUUGGGCCUUACAUUUGAAAUUCACUUUGCACUUUGAAUCCGUGGUAAAUUCCCCUUUAAGGAGUAACCUUGACUCUGCCAAAGUUGUUGUUGUUGUUGUUUUUAAGCGGUUAUUGUAUUUUGCAUUGAAUACUCUAGGUCCCAGGGAACGUGCAAAAUUUUUUUAAUUGUGAUAUUUUUACCCUUUAAGGGUCAUUCAACACAAUAUAUAGCUUUCCAUUCUUUCAUAGCAUUACUGCUUGUAACUGGAUGCACUAUACAAUAGACUGUCACUCAUGGAUUUUUUUAUCUUAACAGAUUGUUGAAGCCAAGGAAAGGGAAGAUGAACAAGUUACCAAAACUGGUAAAGUGGUAAAGGGCAAAAGUGGAAGAACCCAAGUUAAAAAGAUGCAGUUGGAGGAGGUCCUCCCCUCUCCUCAUGGAAGAAGGGUUAUUCCAAGGAUCACAACCGCAAUGAAAGCCGAAGCCUCAAAGAAAACUAAAAAGCGAAUAAAGGUAAAGCCUUUGCCUACACUAAAUUAUACAUCUUAUAAUUAACUUUAAUACUUUAAAUCAGUAGAAUUAAGAUGUUUAAAAACAGUUCCCAUAGUGUAUCCAUUUUUUAGUAUAAACUCUCAAUGUAGAAUAUAACCUCACAGAGCCACUGCCAUCACUUUUUGUCAGUUGUCCCCAGCUGUCACUAGUGACAGCUGUGAGGGGAAAAGGAAUUAUCUAUAGAGGAUCCUGCAGGUUCCUCCAAAGACAUCAGUGUUGUACUCUCCCGCAUGUACAAGCACUGACAUGGACUCCUGGGAGACCAAUAGCUGAAGUUCCCCCAGAUGGCUAUGGCGGCCAGCUUCAGGUAAGUCACCUGAAGUAACAUAUAAUCCAUGGUAUAUAUUUUUUUUUUCUUCAUGAGAGGUGGCCCCACAAUUUUAGUGUAGCAGCAUGUGCAGAAAAUAGUUUCACAUUGUCUUCGAGUGUCUCUUACUACUAAAAAGCACUAGUUUUGUUAAUAAGCUCCAAAGCAAGUUUUCACCCUUGCAAUGUACUCAACCAUCAUUUUCCACUAUCAUGAUAUGCCCACAAUUUCCUCCAAGGGAAUGUAGGGCUUUGAGUUACAGGGAAUUAAACUAAACACAGACGGCUUCACUGGAACGGGUCUGUAUCUAUUAAUCACUUUCCCUGCAUUAAAAAUUUUCUGCGUGCUAUCAAAAGUUGAUAAAUGCAUGAGGGGAGCUGAUCCUAACUGCUCCUAUCUUGUAUUUGCCAAUGAUCACAACACAGGUAAAGAUGCAGACCGAAACCAAAAUGCGUUUUUGUUCUUGUGACGAGAUUUGUCCUUUGUGACCAUGCUAUUCCCCUUUGGCAUUUGAAGGUACACUUAAAGCACCAAUACAACUUUAAUGCAUAGUAUUUAUUUAUUUAUUUUGCAUGCACAAACACAACGUUAUAAGACUGGCUAAUACUAUUAAAAAAAAACACGUUAAUGAAUUCAAAACCUUAUUAACCUCCGGUGCAUUAAAGUUGUGUCACUGCCUGUAGUGUCCCUUUGAAGGUUUCAAACCAUUUAAAAACUAAUGAAGUUGUGUUUUUACUAGUCUGAAGACAUUGCAAAGAGAAUGGAGUUUGGAGAUGAGGAAGGUGACACUAUGGACUCUCCAGAAAACAGCCCAGAAAGUCUAAGUCUGGCUGAGAGAUUGUCCAAGAAAACCAAAGCGGAGCCAGGUAAAUUUAUUUAUUUGACCUUAUCCCACUUGGAGUGGAAGCAACAUAUGUUUUGUUCACACGGUCUUGUUUUAUAAUAGGUACCAUGGCAACAAAGGGGAAGAAGCAGGCGACCUUAAACUUCAAGCCAGUGAAGAAGGAACCUAAAAUAAUGUCACAGUCUGAUGGUGAAUCAGAUGAAGAGAUAGUGCCACGUGCAAUCCAGCCCCGUCGUGCGGCUGGUAAGUAGUUUAUCGUGGCAUAUGUUUUAGCCUUUCGUUAAGUAUAAGUUCACUCUGCAUACUUCCUGGCGAAUUAGACUCAACCUGAGUCUUUAAUAUUAAUUUAAAAUCGUUCUGGAAGGUUUGUGAUGAAUAUGGUUUAAUUGUGGUUGAAAAUGUUUUUGCGUUGUCCUAGGUUCAUAUCAUUUUAAAGGGACACCCUGGGCACAAAUCACAAAUAAUCAUGCACCCUGAUUUCUCUUAUAGCAAAUGUUAAAUACAGUCUCUCUGACGAGGAUGAAAAUGACAAGUCGGAUGAGAGCGAUUUUGAGCAUGCUGUACAUGUUAGCUCUCACUCUGAUUCAGAAGAUUCCUUUGUGAUUGCCAAACCUGCUCGAAAACCCAGAGCUGCCCCCAAGUGAGUGAUUUUACUGAAAGCCUUAAACAUGUUAACCAUAUUUCAAACAUGCUUCUCUAAUUCAAAUGCAGCACCCAUAGAUGAACAAGCAAGUUUAAAAUAUUUAAAGCGAGUCUCCAGGCACCAUCACACAUAAUCCAUGCAUUUACAAAAAUAGCUUCAACUGCAUUCCCCUCCACUGCACAUGAAGUUACUUAUUAUAUGGCCUAGCUGGGCAUGGUUAUAUAGGCAUUUUACAUGUUUCCAUUCAAUGCAAUGGACCCAGAUUCAGCAACAUCUUGGAGUUGGCAGACUUGGGGUGACUUGAGACAAAUAAACAUUCAGAUGUGUGUUGAUUUGUGUUGUUGUUUUUUUUCGUAGCAUAGUAACUUUUUAUAUUGUUAAACCUGUCCUAACUUUUAUUUUUAUUUAAUAGGAAAGCUGAAAAGGCUAAAAAACCUACGAGUCCAGAGGAUGUACCUGCUCCUCUUGAGAAAAGUAAGUUUUUAAAAAUUAAAACCUAUCCUAGACUGUUGCAACCAUGAACAUCCCAUAAGACUUUGCCAGUCUUAAAGUGAAACUGUUACAUCCUGUGAAGUGAUUCUCUUGUUUCUCCACGCCAGUAAGCUCUACUGCAGUAAUUACUAGUGCAUGGUUUCCCAAUUAAAUUUUUCCUGUGGAACACUUUGACAUAGUGCAUCAAACCCCCCCUCCGCCCCCACAAAAAAAAAUUGACGCUAUUACAUAAACAUCUGUUUUUUUUCUUUUUUUGAACACACACAGCAUCUGUAUUUUUCUGUGUGUAUCUUUGUAUGUGCCGGUAUCGGUGUGUAUGUAUCUGACACACACACACACAAAGUGACACACAGAUACACACACUUUGACACUCUGUGUGUCAAGGUUUCUGUGUGCUGGUGUCUGCAUGUAUCUGACACACACACACACACACACACACACUUUGACACAGUGUGUAUCUGUGUUUGUAUGUGCCGAUGUGUGUCAAGGUGUAUGUAUCUGUAUGUGCCAGUGCCAACAAAACAUAUUAAACCGAAUUCAAAUUUUUCAUAUAUAUAUAUUUUUUUUUUCUCUAUCAGCAGCAAGUGCCAUAGCGCUGUACAAAUGCUAAUAUGCAGAGCGUUUUUGAGAUUUUAUCUAAACACUAUUGUGCCCCAUUUUACUUUGGUUAAGAGAGAGCCUUAUCAGAUCAUUUAUGUUUGAAAUUUAAUCUUUCAAAUAAUAUAACCAAAUUAGGGGCAGAAAUGCAUGUGAAACCAGCAUAUCCUUUCAUACAACUCCUAAUGAAUUCUCAAAUAGUCUGGCGGGGCCAGGGUUGUGAAUUGUACAUCUUGGAUUGCCAGUAAUUUGUGCCACUUGUAUUCUAGCUCAACCUGUUGCUCCAACGAUAACACUUGAUAGUGAUGACGAGGAGCCACCCAAACCCAUUGUUUCUGUUCCGUCCGCCCCGGUUGCUGCUGCAGAGAAGCCCGCACCCAAAAAACGGGUUAAGAAGGCAGUACCUGCAGCAUCUAAGAAAGGUAAGCUGCUGCUGAUAGUUAUUGUAUGGAGAGAGAAAAGAGUAUGGAGUGUAGUUGAAGUAUUUAGGUGAUUGAAUGGAUUGCAGUUGUGUGCGUUCCCCUCUUUCCUACAGAAUUAAUUCGUCAUCCAAGAAAAGUUUUUAGUAAUUGUCAUCACUGAUACAGUGCUGCUAUUUUGCAUUAUUUUAUAAACAAAUUUUAAAUGAUAUUUAGGGCCGCAUAUAGGCCAAAGCUUGCAAACAUACGAGUACUGUUUAGUCAGUAGCAGUUAUUUGUCAUUAUUUUCAGUGUCUCUAAUUUUGGAUGGUUGUAUGGAAUGUGUGCAAGGAUGCUUUCACAUUAGAAUGGUUCUGUCACUUUCAAGGGUAUUUGUGUUUGUUGUGUAACAGCUCAGAGGAGAAGCUGAAGGUGGAUAUAUUUACCUGAAGCUCUCCCUAGGUUGCAAUUUCUCCCCCAAUGCCUUGUGCACCAGGAGUUACGUCACUGUCAUACCAUCACACUUGAAUGCAAGUACAACAAAGAUGCUGAUGAAUGUUCAAUAAGAACCUUUAUCCCCACAGCAGUUACUAGCAACAGCUGCUGUGAAACUACAAAAUGUCAUGCGGCAGGCUCUUUCUUCUCAAUUUUUUAAUUUUUUUUUUUUUUUUUUUUUUACUUUUGACUUGUUUUUUAAACUUGAUUGUGUUAGGUUUUCAGUGAAAUUCCAACACCGUCAAUAGAAUAUAUCUUUAUUAAACAUUCAGAAUCGUUUUAUUUCUUCUUAGACAAAUUUCUUCUUGCGUAGAAAGGGUUUUGACGUGUCCAUUUUUUUUUUUUUCUAGAUAAUCAGCCUUCCAUUUUGGAAGCACUUUCAAAACCAAAGAAAACCAAAUCCACGGCAACAAAGAAAAUCACUUCUGGUUCCGAUGACGACUUCCCAGCAGUGAAGAAGGCAGCAAAACCAACAAAGUCCCGCAAGAGAAAGAACUCCGAGACAGAGGACUCCGACUCUGAUUUUGGUGCAUUGAAGAAAUCCACAGCACUAAAGGUAAGAUCCUGCCUUGCUCGUUUUGUAUGGUAUAGAUGUAAGUAUAUGGAUCUGGCUGAAUCACUCUAAUUAUUGGCUUUAUCCAAUGAAACAUUCUUUAACUGUUUAAACUACAUCUCAAGUAAGUCUUAUCCAGUUAUGCAAUUUGCAAAACACCUUUCGGUCUAGGGUGGCACAAAAGUAAGAUACCGCAGCAAUAAAGAUCGUAAAGAAUCAAGUGAGUGUUAAAUCGGCAAUGACUGGAAGCGGAACCUGAUUUAGUAAUUUUUGGCCAGUUGCAUCAAUCUCCUUCAGGUUAACAGUGAUAAAACACCAACUCCUUCUAAUGCUUGGAAUUGUGUGCUCAAGAAGACGGGUUACUCUUUGAGAGAGAAUUUGCAAAUCAGUAGUUUUUAAUAUUUAACCUACAGUUCUGCUUUUUGAAGUAAAAUCUGGAAAUAAGACAAUGAUUGCUGUGUUUUCCUCUGCUUUAGUUUUGACCUUCUUUCCUGUUUAUAAGUGAUUGUUACAAAUUAAAAUAAGCAAAGUCAAAUGUGUUUGGAUUACAUUAAAAUGUUUUGGUUUUUUUUGUUUUUUUCCCCCUCAUUUUAGAAACGAAAACCUGCAGAUGACGAAAGCUUUAAUGUGCCCAUUAUGUCAGAUUCAGAUGGAGGAGAAAUUGUUCCACGUGUGCGUCCGGGGCGAGCAAAGAAAACCAUCAAAUAUGUAGAAGACUCAGACGAUGACAUGUUAUAACUUUUUUUUAUUAUUUAUUUAAUUUUAAAUUGCACGAAACCCUUGCGAAAAUGUCUGAUUUCCGAGUGACCCACAUUGCAUGUAGUCUAUUUGAACCAGGAAUAUGGCAGCUAUAAAACUUGUUGUUAAAAAAAAAUAAAAAAAAUACUUUUGUUAGUUGCAGGUAGAUUAUGAUUUAAAACCACGUAUUUGCUAGGUCUUCAUUUUUAGACUACAGUUCCCAUAAUUCUGUCCGUGCUGCUGGAAUUGUUGUCCAGUCACCAGACAGCCACAGUUGGACCAGCCUAGUUUUAGAUGCACAGGUUUUGUAGAAUGACCGAUUUGCUUAUACACACACUCUUGUACUGGUGGGUUUUAUUAUAGCUGUGUAGUUGUAAAAAUAUUUUAAAUACUUGCUUGUAAUACUGAAAAGUGUAAUAUCUCAACUUGUAUGAACUACUCUCCCCCCUCCCCCCUGAUUUUACUGUACUCCAGAGCUUAUCAAGCCUCUAGUCUUUUGUUAAACUGAACUUAGGUUGAAACUUUGCAUGCAGUUUGGACACAAUGGUCUGUACUGUGACAUGCAGCUUCUGCGUAUCAAUCAUUUGUGACUGCCUACACAUACGCACUUGCCAUAUAUUUCUAUGUUUGUCUGUCUGUAUAUAUGUUCUUGUAAUGUCUCCUAUUUUUGUCCAUUUUCUUACACCUUUCUAAUAAAAAAAAAAAAAUAAUAAUUUGC